UCUACCCGCGCCAGAACCUCUCCUAAACCCCAACGAACAAGCGGAGAGAUUUCUUUCAGUCGGCGAUCGGAGAUGAAGGUGGUGGCAUUGGUAAGCGGCGGCAAAGACAGUUGCUUUGCCAUGAUGAAGUCGAUUCAAUUCGGCCACGAGAUUGUAGCGUUAGCUAAUUUGAUGCCUGCCGAUGAUUCCGUGGAUGAGCUUGAUAGUUACAUGUAUCAAACUGUUGGACAUCAAAUUAUUGUUAGCUACGCAGAAUGCAUGGGAAUUCCAUUGUUUAGAAGGCGAAUUCAAGGAUCCACAAGGCACCAGAAGCUUAACUAUAGGAUCACUCCAGGUGAUGAAGUGGAAGAUAUGUAUAUUUUGCUAAAGGAAGUGAAGAGGCAAUUACCUAGUGUUUCCGCAGUAUGUUCUGGUGCCAUUGCAUCUGAUUAUCAAAGAUUGCGGGUAGAGAGUGUUUGUUCAAGGCUAGGACUUGUUUCUCUAGCAUAUUUGUGGAAACAAGAUCAAUCAUUGCUUCUACACGAAAUGAUAAACAAUGGAAUUUUGGCCAUCACAGUGAAGGUUGCAGCAAUGGGAUUGGAUCCGAUGACGCACUUGGGCAAAGAAUUAAGUUCUUUGGAUUCAGUUCUACAUAAGUUGAACAAAUUAUACGGGAUCAAUGUAUGUGGUGAAGGUGGGGAAUAUGAAACUUUGACCCUUGAUUGCCCUCUUUUUAAGAAUGCUAGGAUUGUGCUUGACGAAUCCAAAGUUGUGAUGCACUCAUCAGAUUCCAUAGCACCAGUAGGGUUCCUUCAUCCUAUUUCCUUCCAUUUGGAGUAUAAGGCAAAGACCUCUUCUAUCUGUGACAACAAUUCUGUUGACCAUGAGAGAGUGGGCCUUCUAUUCGAAAUUGAAGGAGAUUGCUUUCACAGUAGUGACACAUUACAGUCUGUUGCUGACGCCUCUAGUGCCAGUCAUUUACUUGAUGAUGUUCCAGAUGAUAGACUUCAAAUUUCAUGUUCAAGGAUGCAGAAUACGUUUGCGAUUAGUUGCUGGUUGCAAGAUUCACGUGAUACUUCUUCAGGUCUUCAAGAUGAUCUAAAGACUGUUCUCAGGAAAAUAGAAUCAGAACUUCUAGGUCGUGGUUAUGGAUGGAAAAAUGUGCUCUAUAUUCAUCUUUACCUUGCUGAUAUGGAUGAUUUUGCUUUGGCUAAUGAAACAUACGUCAGUUUUAUAACACAGGAGAAGUGCCCUUUUGGUGUCCCAUCACGCAGUACAAUCGAAUUGCCUCUUCUGCAAGUGAGAUCAGGAAAUGCAUAUAUUGAAGUUCUGGUGGCAAAUGACCAAUCAAAAAGAGUUCUUCAUGUUCAGAGCAUAUCGUCUUGGGCGCCUAGUUGCAUUGGACCAUAUAGCCAGGCAACUUUGCACAAGGAAAUCCUUUACAUGGCCGGUCAAUUGGGGCUUAACCCUCCGACUAUGACACUUUGUAGUGGAGGUGCUACACAUGAGCUGGAACAAGCACUAAAAAAUUGUGAAGCAGUGUCAGAAUCUUUUAACUCUUCAAUAUCUACUUCUUCUGUUCUGCUUGUCACGUACUGUUCUACUCGUAUUCAACUAGAGGAGAGAAAGAAAAUAGAGGACAAGUUGCAUGGUAUGCUUGAAGAAAUGAGGCAUUCCAAAAAAGAUAGUUCGUCAAAAGUGCUUGAUACUAUUUAUCUGUAUAUACAUGUACCCAAUCUUCCUAAAGGAGCACUUGUUGAAGUUAAGCCUGUUCUUUAUGUUCAAGAGAAUUUCGAUACGGAAGCAGAAAAUCUUCAUGACUCAUCGAAGUUACAUACGCCUACAUAUUGGGGUUUCCAACAUGAAGACUGGCACAAGUCUUGCAUUCAGAAGUGCGUUGUUAAUGGAAAUAUAUGUGCAGUUGUGUUGUCUGUGACAAAUGAACUUGCUCGGAAUAUUUGUUCUAGCCUACGAGGAAAUCAGAUUAGUGAAGAGCACUUAGAAUUGGUUUCCAAAUUUUGCAUUUGUCUUCUCAAUGAAGCUCUCUUAGACAGUGCUUGCUGUUGGGAAGAUAUAAAGAGUUUAAGGUUCUACCUUCCAACUAGCCUUAAUAUUACUUUGGAGGCUGCAUCAAUCAUAUUCUCUCGUGCUUUCAAUGAACUUGCUGAGUCAAAUCCAACAGUUCAUGUUGAUCGGUUCUUCAAUCUCAUCCCAGUGUUAGGUGCUGGACGGGCACCGACAUCCAUGGAUGAUAUAUUGACUUGUGAAUUAUUUGCUCAAAAAUCUUGAGACCGAGUUGUUCAACUGUGGUCAUUCUCUGGCUUGCAAUAUAUGCAUCUCCUUCACAACAAUCAGAUUCUUGGUUUAUGGAGGUACGUUCACUCCCUUGAAAGGCAAGCUCUUAUUUAAGUAGUUUUUGGGGAAAUUUUCAGUGCUAUGAUAGUAUAAUUCCUCUCAUUUGACAUGUUAAUUAAUUACAUAUUAAUUUAUGUUAUGGUCUCAUAGUAUGGCAGUUAAUGAAUAGAGGUAGUAUGGAAUUAUGGUAAGCAAUGAAAGCUGUUUCAUACUACCAUAGUAGUAGAAUUUUCCUUUUUUAAAAGAUAUAGAUAUAUGACUUGAAUGUUAUUGUAAUUUGUAUCAAUUCUCUCGGUGGGGGUGGGAGCAAAGGAAAUAUAAUUGUGAUUGAAUUUUGUAUCAUCAA
Molecule: messenger RNA, 2680 nt
Organism: Cucurbita pepo subsp. pepo (vegetable marrow)
Lineage: Eukaryota; Viridiplantae; Streptophyta; Magnoliopsida; Cucurbitales; Cucurbitaceae
Product: endoribonuclease
Biological process (GO): protein histidyl modification to diphthamide
Molecular function (GO): diphthine-ammonia ligase activity
Source: RefSeq, a predicted model, not a curated record